Molecule: messenger RNA, 2231 nt
Organism: Cyprinus carpio (common carp)
Lineage: Eukaryota; Metazoa; Chordata; Actinopteri; Cypriniformes; Cyprinidae
Product: target of Myb1 membrane trafficking protein-like
Biological process (GO): signal transduction
Cellular component (GO): endosome; membrane
Molecular function (GO): phosphatidylinositol binding; clathrin binding; ubiquitin binding
Source: RefSeq, a predicted model, not a curated record
CUGUCGCUUUAAGAGAUGAUGUAAUCAGUUAAGUUUGUUUAGCUCUCCAGCUGAUCAGCCAGAGCCGACAGACUGAGCAGCAGAGACGCUCGGAUGAUGGAGUUUUUCAUAGGAAACCCGUUUUCUACACCCGUGGGUCAGCUUAUAGAACAUGCCACCAGUUCUUCUCUCCCGUCUGAAGACUGGGGCCUCAACAUGGAGAUCUGUGACUUUGUCAAUGAAACAGAUGAAGGACCUAAAGAUGCAGUCAGAGCAAUAAAGAAGAGGAUACUGGGAAAUAAGAAUUUCAAAGAGGUUAUGCUGGCUCUGAGUGUGUUGGAGGCCUGUGUGAAGAACUGCGGGCACAAAUUCCACAUCUACGUGUCCACCAGAGAUUUUGUGGAAAGCGUUUUGGUCCAAACGAUCCUGCCUAAAAACAACGCCCCAGUGUUUCUUCAGGACAGAGUCUUGAGCAUGAUACAGGCGUGGUCCGAUGCCUUUCGUAGUUCUCCAGACUUGACGGGUGUCGUGACCGUCUAUGAGGAUCUCCGGAGAAAAGGCGUGGAGUUUCCCAUGACUGAACUGAAUGGCUGUUCCCCUAUUCACACUCCCAACAGGACCAUUGAGUCUGCGUCGCCGGUAACAGCUUGCACAGAAAGUCACUCGGUCAAAUCCUUCCAGUCACAGAAUACAGAGACGCCCGUCACGCUGUCACCUCAACAGAUGAAGACACUGAAGACCGAACUGAAGGUGGUGCAUAAUAAUAUGUCUGUGAUGUCAGACAUGAUGAGUCAGAUGCAGCCUGCGAGUCUCGAGCCAUCGGACACAGAGCUACUACAGCAGCUCUACUCCAUGACCAAAGAUAUGCAGGGCCGGAUGGUGGAGCUCAUACCCAGACUGAGCGAUGAGAAGCUUAUAGAGCAGUUACUCAGUGCCAACGACGACGUUAACACCACGUUUGCACACUAUCACAGAUUUGAAAGACAUCUCAACAAACAGAGCAGUGCACUAUCUAAUCCAGCGAACACAGACCUCACUGACUUGGGUACUGCCAACCACAUAAAGGCAACAAAUGGUGCUCAUAGCACAGUCAGCCAAUCCACCGUCACCACACUGUCCAAUCAGAUGGCAGGAUUGAGCACAAAAGCUGAUGACUUAAAACAAAAUAAAAGCAGCUCAUCACAAAAAAGUCCAGAAAGCUCUGCAGCUCUUGAGGGACUUGCAGCCACUCAAAGAGAGCGACAGGACCCUGGAGGGGAUGUCAGCCUAGACUCCGACUCCUUCAGCAGCUCGCCUCAGUUUCAUUGGAUGCUUGAAAAGGGAAUGAUUCCUGUCAGUCAGAGUGAAGUGAUGGACGACAUUGAACGAUGGCUGGACGGAGAUGAUGAAGAUGACUCUGAAGGAGUGACUAGUGAAGAGUUCGAUAAGUUUUUAGCGGAGAGGGCGAAAGCAGCGGAGCGUCUUCCCUCAGUAAAAGCAUCACACCAAGACCCCGGCCGUUCUCAACUGUAGUUUGAUUUUCUCUACAAAACCCAGUUCAUAACUUCCAGUUCAUACCCUGAGCUCACUUCUCAGUUUAUUCAUAGCAUUUUUGUUUGAGUUCUAACCAUGUAAUGUCUUUAUCAAACUUUACAUCUAAGGCCUGGUUUUAGUCAGGGCUUAGACUAAGACAGGAUUAGGCCAUAGUUCAAUUAGGACAUUUAAGUAAUUUUUUUUAAACAUGCCUUAGAAAAAAACAUUACUGGUGUGCAUCUUGAGACAAAACAAGGGCACUGAUGUAUUUUAAGAUCAAUCCAUGCAAGUUUCUUUCAGCUGAAACAGCUCAGACUUACAUUUUAGUCUGGGACUAGGCUUAAGCCUGGUCUGUGAAAGCGGGGGUAUAAGUUAGGUGCAGGGUUCUGGAGAUGUUUCAUGUUACAGUAAUUUUGUUUUUGCAGAUGUAUCAGCUUAUGAAAUACUUUUAGAACUAGAAACUAAUUUCUUCAGUCUAUUGUAGAGGUUAAUAUUUUAAUGGAGAAAGGCUCCAUGGUCACACAUGAAGAACUAUAUUGAUCUUUAUUAAAGAUCUUUGUUGAGGUUAAAACUAUUGUAUGUAUAUAUACUAGAUAUAUUAUAUGAGGCUGUUUUGAAGGAAGGAAGUCAAUGUGGUUUAUGUCUGCAGGCUGCUUUAUGAGUGUAAUAUGUAAAAGAAUAUAGGUUAUGUUAAGGUUAUGUUGAAAUAUAGUCAAUAAAAUUUGUUUUUGAAAAUCUUA